AUGAUGGCGAUGAAACCAGAUAAUGAGAAAGUUCGGCGAAUAAAAAUGGAACAAAUGUGGCAGUCAGAAAAGAAAAAAUUCGAUGACGAAAGAUGGAAAUUCGAAAAUGAAGAAAAUGACUGGACGAUGAAACGUGAAGGAAUACUUAUGGAUAGAAACAAGCUUGCACCUAGAUUGAAAGAGCUCCGGCAGCAGUCAUCUGGAAGAAAUGAUCAACGCGACAGCAAAGAUCAGAGCGACAGUUCUUUGAGUACUUCCUCGCUGAUAUCGAAGACGGACAUAAGAAUGGCCCUAUUUGUUGUUGAUCAAUUACUCAAAAUGUUGCAGGGAAAUACGAAGACUGCGUUCACUAGUCCUUCAGCAAUGUAUCGAUGCGAAGAAGCAUCGAAUCAAAAUAAAAGAAAGAGUGAUUCAAAUGUAAAGCCAACUGAAGCUUGUGGAAGAUGA
Loa loa (African eye worm) is the source of this 447-nucleotide messenger RNA. RefSeq lists its product as hypothetical. The transcript has 3 exons. The coding region runs from base 1 to 447 and encodes 148 amino acids. NCBI's taxonomy places the organism in Eukaryota, Metazoa, Nematoda, Chromadorea, Rhabditida, Onchocercidae. The record is from RefSeq and is a predicted model, not a curated record.